Messenger RNA from Diachasma alloeum, 993 nucleotides. It is a transcript of the gene Alg13, whose product is annotated as UDP-N-acetylglucosamine transferase subunit ALG13 homolog. NCBI's taxonomy places the organism in Eukaryota, Metazoa, Arthropoda, Insecta, Hymenoptera, Braconidae. The coding region runs from base 297 to 794 and encodes 165 amino acids. Gene Ontology annotation, molecular function: hexosyltransferase activity. The transcript has 3 exons. Gene Ontology annotation, biological process: dolichol-linked oligosaccharide biosynthetic process. The record is from RefSeq and is a predicted model, not a curated record.
UCCUCUUUAGUUAAGUAACGCAACAUCGUAACGUUGAGUUUCCCCAUUCUCUCGUUUUAUCCUUCAGUAUUUUAUGAUCAAAUGGAACACUGCACUCGAUAAUUACGAGCUAUCUUGAUUUUUCCAGUAAUUUUGAAGCCUAACACUUGGGAUUUCUCUGGUUUUUCUCGUUUUAAGCUCACGUGUGACUGGUAAACAUAGAAAUAGUGGACCUCACGUGGACUUAACACUAGAAAUUGUAGGUUAUGUCAGAUGAGGUAACUUGAGGGCCUUGAGGGUAGUAGAACGGUAUUGAAAUGUCAAAAAAGGUGUUUGUAACAGUUGGAACCACAAAAUUCGAUAAAUUAAUCGAAACAAUAACGAAAGAUGAAGUUCUGAAGGAACUGAGCAGGCGAGGCUACGACCACUUGAUCCUCCAGAUAGGAGCUUCGACAAUAGACCCAAACUGCACUCCUCGUUGUGGAAUGAAGAAAGUAGAAUUCUUCAGGCUGAAGCCUUCUAUCCAGGAGUACAUGAGGAGUGCAGAUCUCGUGAUAAGUCACGCAGGUGCUGGCAGUUGUCUGGAGGCUCUGGAGGCUGGGAGACAUCUGAUUGUCGUCACUAAUGAACUUUUGAUGGACAAUCAUCAGCUGGAACUCGCUGAGCAGUUGGGGAAGGACAAUCACUUGUAUCAUUGCACCUGUGAGGAUCUCCUGGAGACCCUGAGGGUCAUGGAUCUUGGAAGAUUGGUGCCUCUAGUUGGGGAUAACAGUGAGAAGAUUGCUAGGACCAUCGAUCGAUUGAUGGGAGUUUAGGAGAAAUUAUUUCUCCUGAUUUUUUUGUAGAAUAAUUAAUAUAUUGUGGGGCUGUUGGAAUAAAAAAAAUCGUUUAGCAGAGAAUAUUUGAGAAUAAUUACGAAGAGUUCGUGAAUUCAAUGAAUGAAUGAAUUAAUUAAUUUUACAAUUGAAUAAAAACGCCAAAUAAUGUUUCAAAUUAUCGAUUUAUUCUCCUUAU